AUGAAACCAGCAUCUUUUCUCAUAGUAUUCCAAGUGCUAACCUACUUCGUCGCCAACACUUACACCGUGAUCAAGUACCGUCAUGACUUGAUAUACGUCCUUAAAGUUCUCAUCACCCUGGGAAGCGCCGUGCAAGUAAGGAAAACAUUUACGUGCUUGAUGGUACUGAGCACAGGGAUUGGAUUUGUGCUUUACCCAUUCUUCGUAUACAUGAUCCAGGGUACUCUUUUACCAUUAUUUUUGUAUGAGUUGCCCUAUCUCGAUUGGCAUUCCGUUGAUAAGGCGGACAUUUGCUUAGUUCAUUUGCGUGAGCUGCGAGCUAUGUUGAACGAUGUGUCGAAAACAGCGGAUGCAGUCGAUAUUGCUGCUGUACAAAAGAAGUGGGAGCAAUGCAUGCAUGAUCACCGCAUGACCACUAGCUUUCUGAACAAUGUGGAAGACUUAUUGGGAAUGAUAUGCUUGGCUCAAGUAAUGAUGGGUGUGUUUACGGUGUGCGACUGUAUGUUGCUGGUAGUUCUCGUUGGCGACUUGUAUGGCGUCAUAACAUCACUGUCCUGGUACCGACUUUCGCUUCAGCAGCAGAAAGAGUAUAGAUUCAUCAUCUUUCGUCAGCAGCGUCCACUCGGUUUAACCGCAUUCGGUUUUAUGCCACUGAACUUCGAAUCCUACAUGAGUGUUUUGAAGGGCUUGUACCAAUUCUUCGUUCUCGCUAUGCAAUAUGUUCAGUAA
Messenger RNA from Anopheles darlingi, 729 nucleotides. RefSeq lists its product as uncharacterized. Gene Ontology annotation, cellular component: plasma membrane. Gene Ontology annotation, molecular function: odorant binding; olfactory receptor activity. Gene Ontology annotation, biological process: detection of chemical stimulus involved in sensory perception of smell; sensory perception of smell. The transcript is spliced from 6 exons. The coding region runs from base 1 to 729 and encodes 242 amino acids. The record is from RefSeq and is a predicted model, not a curated record. NCBI's taxonomy places the organism in Eukaryota, Metazoa, Arthropoda, Insecta, Diptera, Culicidae.